This is a messenger RNA of Nakaseomyces glabratus, 1116 nucleotides long. RefSeq names its product tRNA-dihydrouridine(20) synthase (NAD(+)) (gene SMM1). The record is from RefSeq and is a predicted model, not a curated record. Lineage: Eukaryota; Fungi; Ascomycota; Saccharomycetes; Saccharomycetales; Saccharomycetaceae. Gene Ontology annotation, cellular component: cytoplasm. Gene Ontology annotation, molecular function: flavin adenine dinucleotide binding; tRNA dihydrouridine synthase activity. Gene Ontology annotation, biological process: tRNA dihydrouridine synthesis.
AUGGACAUGUAUGCAGGUAAGCUGGUGCUGGCCCCGAUGGUGCGGGCUGGGGAGUUGCCCACGCGGCUUAUGGCCCUGAAGUACGGUGCUGGGCUGGUGUGGUCGCCCGAGAUAAUAGACAAGAAACUGAUUCAGACACAGCGUGUGGAAAACAGCAGCCUGAGCUCUGUGGACUACGUGAUGCCCUCGGGUGUGCUGGUGUUUCGCACUGUGCCUUCUCUAGAGCGCGGGAAACUGAUAUUCCAGAUCGGGUCGGCGGACCCGGCGCUGGCGAAGGAAGCUGCUUUGAAAGUGAUCCAGGACGUGGAUGGCAUAGACUUGAACUGUGGAUGCCCCAAGCACUUCUCCAUACACGCUGGGAUGGGGUCCGCGCUGCUGAAAAAGCCCGAAAAGCUGUGCUCGAUCCUAAAAGAGCUGGUGGAGCACGUCGGUACACCGCAUGGUAAACCUAUCUCCUGCAAGAUACGGCUGCUCGAGGAUGAAGCCUCCACACUUGAGUUGGUGAAGAUGAUAUGUGACACAGGGAUUAGGAACUUGACUGUGCAUUGCCGGACUACUCCAAUGAGAAACAGAGAGACGCCGAUCAGAGACUAUAUAGAUAGUAUAUUCAGUGUUUGCAAGAAGGCAGGUGUGUCACUAUUGAUCAAUGGUGCGAUAAGGCACAGGGAGGAGUUUGAGCAGUUGUUCUCGUAUAACCCGGAAAUCGGUGGUAUGAUAGCCGAAGCCGCUGAGAGUAACCCAACAGUCUUUUCAAAGGAUGUGCUACCGUGGCACCAAACAGUGAAGGAAUUCUUGGAGAUCGCAAAGAAGUAUGAAAAUAAUAUAGGAAACACCAAGUACAUGCUCUCUAGGCUAGUGCCAGGAAAAUCCAAAUUCUUCCAAUACUAUGCACAAUGCAAGACAGUAGAGGACCUGGAUCACAUCUCCUCAUUGAUAGAUGACAACGGUGAACCCAAAGGCGACCCAUCAGAAUAUUUGAUUAAGCGUAGAGAAGAAGAAAAGCUGCUAAAGAGGCAGGAAGGUGAAAGGAAAGCGUUGGAAAGGAAGCUGGCCAAGCAGCAAAAACGUGAGUUGGAAGUAGAGUCAGAUUCCAAUAAAAAACCUAAGCUCGAUUAA